Callithrix jacchus (white-tufted-ear marmoset) is the source of this 3380-nucleotide messenger RNA. Lineage: Eukaryota; Metazoa; Chordata; Mammalia; Primates; Cebidae. The record is from RefSeq and is a predicted model, not a curated record.
AUGUACCCGCUCCGCGCGGGCCGUCGUGCAAUGCUAUCCGAGCUCCGCGCGCGCCCUGCGCCCCUCCUCCUCCUCACGUCCGUCCUCUCUGAAACCUUGGCAGCGAAGGGGGAUCACAUUUCCUUUGUCAUCGGGCCAUUUCGCCCUCGCUUGGGUCCCCCCUCCGAUCCCGAGCCUCGGGGAUGGAGGCUCCUCUCAGGCGCGCUGGAAUCAGUGGAAUCGGCAACAGCCCCGCGCGGCGAGCUCGGGAGCCGCGUGGCCAACGCCUCCGGCUCGCGCCCGCGUCAUCUUCUCUCUGAAACGAGUCGCCGAUCGGGACGCGGGUGGCCCUGGCCGCGCUGCGCCUACCAGGCUUUGCUCCCGCCGUGCCCUGGCCUCCUGGGGCUUUGCACAGCUCCCCCAAUUCGGGUUGCGUGCGCGCGCGCGCGCCCCCUCUUUCUCUGCUUUGCCGCCUCUUCCUCCUCCUCCUCCUACUCUUCUCUUCAGUACGCCGGUUAUUGGGACUGAUCGGAAUUCGGAAUCCUUUUAAUCUCCAAAGGAGCAAACUCACUUCCGCCCGAGUGCUGGGAGGGGGCUGGGGGAGGGGAGGCAGGGGAGGGGGCUCCAGGCAAACAGGAAACAUUAGCCCUCUCAGCACUGCCCGCUUUUGUGUGUUCCCUCCCUCCUCCCUCCUCCCUCCAACCUCCUCCCUUCUCCUGGCCGCUGGGGAGAUGAACGCCCCCGGGCUUCAGUGUGACGACCUUUGAAACCUUCUGAGCGAGGAGCAGAGAACGACUCUUCUGUUUAUUUAAAAAAGAAAAGAUUUCAUUCUGAAUCCCUGGCUCAACCUAGACUGAUACCCACUGCCCACGAGAUCCUCGGUUUUUACUCACCUUUUCUUUUUUUCUGUUUACGUUUUUUAAAGGACUCGGCAUAUCUGUGAUCACCAAAACAUCACACGGUUGUGUGCAGUUGGAUGCGUGGAAUUAGGCGAAUCUGAAUUCUGAUCGGCAGAGGGGCCAGAGUUCCCUUUUGAGUUUUAAUGGGGCUGAGGGGAGGCAGGGGGCAGCUGUUCUCGGGAGGCGACCUGGUGAUGGCCCCGCGGCCAUCUGGGUGGUGCCCGAGACCGCCUGAGCGGUUCUGGGAGCGGAACUUGCAUGGCCCCAGAGAGAGACUCACUUGGAAGGGCAGGGAGGGCCACUUACCAGCAUUUAGGUAGUAUCUGGCCUGGAGGCCAACAGGGGUAAAAACUGUCCUCGUCCUAACACUAUCUCGCUGUUAGUGAUAUCCUGUUUAACCUCGUACCGGCAACAACCUGGUGACUCCCAAAAACAUCGUGUUGGGGUUGGGAGAAAGAAGCCAGACACCAGAGUUCAUACUGUGUGAUUCCAUUUCCAGGAAAUCCUAGAACACACAACUAAGCCAUGGGGAGAGGAAAAGUGCCCUAGGGAACGAGGAGGUAUUGACUGGGAAAGGGCGUGAAGGAACCUUCUGGGGUAGUGAAAUAAAAAUAUAAUGCCGUGUAUGUACAUCUGUCAAAACGUAUAAAUGUCAUUUAAAAUAUGCAAGAUUUCACUGUUUAAAUUAUACUUCAAUUAGAAAUUAAAAAAAAAAACUCGGUGUCCAACCUGCAUAACUAUGCCUGGGUCUUAGAGAUGGAAAAAUUUAAAAAUACAUUACGUGGACCUCCCCAGCUCCUCUGGUUUUGCUCAUUGGAAUCCAUGGGAAGAUCAUCCUGAAAAGAGCCCUUAAAUGAACUCAGCUGGACACAUGUGCUAAAGGCCCUAGGAAGCUGCAGAAAUAUAUACUGUGUGAAGCCAUUGGGGCGGGGGCGGGGCAGGGUGCUGUCUCUGAAAUGGGAGCAUUUCCCAGGCUGAGGAAGAGCCUGGCAGCCCCACCAGGAAUGUUUAAGCCCUUAUUUGCCCCCAGAGUUCCCUCCUCGGCAUCUGGAGCAAACCGAAGAUCAGUGAACGUUUACUGAAAUAUAUGAGUAAUGGAAAAAUUAUUAAUUAAAUAAGACCAAAACAGAGCCCCUCCUUUGCCAAACGAAGAAGCAAAUUUUGUGUAACUUAAAAACUAAAGAUGAAGCUUCUCAUGCCACCAUCUGUUGCCUAAACUAUGUAUUCCUUCCAUAACUUGAGACCUGUGUGGAAACGUGGAACUCGCACAUGAAUCAAUGCACUCCUGUAAUCUUUUAUCAUUUUCUACCAUACUAGCCUUGCCACAGAGAUGUUUCAUGUAAUUUUGUUUCGUUUCGUUUCUUUUCCUUUCUUUGAUUGUUUUUCCUUCUCUUUUAAAAAACAAAAACAAGAGGAAAACAGAUGGGGAAAGAGAAUUGCCAGAAGGAAGAUGGCCCCAGAGGGUCAGGAGAGGGGUGGCCCAGACCUGCUGUCUCCUUCUUGGUUUGGCCCCACCCACCACCAAAAAAAAGAAAGAAAGAAAGAAAAAGAAAAGAAAAAUGACAAGGGAAAAACCUCAAUCGUCCUCCUGGUCCUAAGACUCAACAUGUAUUUUGAAAACCAAUAGCAGAGGUGGUAUGUCAGCUGAGCCAUCACGGAGGAGCAGGAAGGCUGUAAGUCCAGAAAGAGGAAUCAAACUUGACAGCGGUUUGUGGGUUUGUUUCCUGGGGACCAUUGCUCAGAGAAAAAAAGAAGAAAGAGAGAGAAGUGGGAGUGAGGUUUGAUUUCUCUUCACGAAGUAGAUUUCCUUCUUUCCUUUCUUCAAUUGACAGCACGUUGCCAGGAAGCAGGCUUGUAGUGUAAAUUGUUAAAUUAGCACAUUCCUAAUUUUGGUUAAGACAAUGUUUUAAAACCAGUAGGAAAGAGGGAAAUCUUUAAAUCAACCAAUUUAACCCCACUUGUAUAAAAAAUGGAGCUUAUAGCUGUAAUGAUUUUUUUAAAUAUGGUAUAAUGAUAGAUAAGUUUGUAUUUGAAUCUAAUAAGGUUUUAUACAGUUUAUCCCUGAGGAGCCAGAGACACGGUCUGCUUCGAUAAACUACGUUGUAUUGCAUUUUUCAUUGCCAUCCUGGCUAAGAAACACCCUUUGUUAGCAGAGGAGGAGCAGGCAGCCUUCUAUUUUCCCUCUUCUCCUUUACAUUGGAAAGGCAGUCUGUGCCUUCAGGAAUCCUGAAAAUAAAUCAUCUCUUAUUUUAAUAAGUAACUACUUUUUAAAAGAAACUAAAAAUACAAAAAGUUAGCAAGGUGUGGUGACAAGCGCCUGUAAUCCCAGCUACUCUAGAGGUGGAGGCAGGAGAAUCACUUGAACCCGGGAGAUGGAGGUUGCAGUAAGCCAAGAUCAAAUCACUUCACUCCAGCCUGGGUGACAGAGCAAGACUUUGUCUCCAAAAAAAGAAAAAAGAAACUAGCCCUAAAAUAAGCAAUAAAUUUUCAUUCUUUCUUGAA